This is a messenger RNA of Aspergillus tubingensis, 411 nucleotides long. RefSeq lists its product as uncharacterized. Lineage: Eukaryota; Fungi; Ascomycota; Eurotiomycetes; Eurotiales; Aspergillaceae. The coding region runs from base 1 to 411 and encodes 136 amino acids. The record is from RefSeq and is a predicted model, not a curated record. The transcript has 2 exons.
AUGAAAACCAUCGACGACACCGCCCGCGAAACCGCCCAAGAAAUGGGCUACAAAGAGCCCGCGUCCACGACCGACAGCUCGAAUGGGAACUCAAUGAUGACCCCCCAGAACUCACUUAAUGAUAUGGCGCAAUCGGGUGUCAAGGAGAUGAAGAAUAUGCUUGAUGGGGUGGCGUCGGCGCCGGCGCCGGGGGAUUUCUUGAAUAGUACGUGGGAGCAUGUAAGGUCGUUGAUGGGUGGGGGUGGUGGUGGUGAUGGGGAGGAUAAUGGGAAUGGGGAGGAUGGUGUCGUUGAGCCGGCAGAUGCGGAUGAGAUUCGGUGUAUUGAGAAUUUGGAGAGGGAGAAGAUUAUUCAGUUUUUGCAGGAGAGGCAUAUGAGUAUGAAUAAUAUGGGGAGGGGGAAGAAGGUAUAA